Molecule: messenger RNA, 4741 nt
Organism: Danio aesculapii
Lineage: Eukaryota; Metazoa; Chordata; Actinopteri; Cypriniformes; Danionidae
Gene: fancd2
Product: FA complementation group D2
Exons: 44
Coding region: 201-4535 (1444 amino acids)
Biological process (GO): interstrand cross-link repair; homologous chromosome pairing at meiosis; double-strand break repair involved in meiotic recombination
Cellular component (GO): condensed chromosome; nucleus
Molecular function (GO): DNA polymerase binding
Source: RefSeq, a predicted model, not a curated record
CUGGCGCGGGAAGCUCUGCGACAUCCUGAUCCUUUAGCCUUGUCACGAAAACACAUUUUGAGCUUCAGCCUAAAUUCAUCACCAUUUACUAACGCAGUAUUUACACGACAAACGUUAAAGUUCAGCAUCGCGGCGAUUAACAUCAAGGUAACUUAGUGUAGCAUCUGUGAUUUAGCAUUUUCGUCUGAUCUAACUGAGAUAUGAUGCGUAAGAAGAAGCGAUCAUCCAUAACAGUGGAUGAAGAUCCCACUCUUGACAUUUCUAAAGCAAAAAAGACCAAGAGCAGUGGACGAUCCACAAAGUCUUCAGUUCAGAACUCCUGCCAGGACUCAGUUUUUGUUCAGUUUCUAAAGGAAUCAGGAGUCACUCUGACAUCUGGCAGUACAGCUAAUGAAAUAACUGUAGACCAAGUUAUUUUCCAGAAGCGACUGCAGCAGCGUUUACGAAAAAAUCCCAGAUUCCCCAAUAUAAUUCAGGAGUUUAUUUCUGCACUGGAAACGUACAUUGAAGAGCCAGAGAGAUUCAGAAACUGCCUGCUGCCUUGUGUGCCGGCACACACUUCACAGCAGGAUACUAAUUCCAGUUCCUAUCAGGAAAGUCUGGUACGCUUGUUGCUCGGAAUAGAAAUGCUGCAGACUCUGGUCAUAAACACUUUAUUCGAAAAGCUUCCAGAAUUCAUGUUUGAAGGAGCGAGUGAGGACGGCCUCAAUGUUCCCCGUCUCAUAGUAAACCAGUUAAAGUGGCUGGACCGAAUCGUAGACGGCAAGGAUCUGAGCAGUAAGCUGAUGCAGAUGGUGUCUGUGGCUCCAGUGGAGAUUCAGCGAGACAUUAUUACCAGCCUUCCAGAAAUCCUGGAGGAUUCACAGCAUGGAGACAUGGCCAAAGAGCUGAAUGGUUUACUUCAGCAGAACACUCAACUCGCUGUGCCUAUUUUGGAUGCUUUAUCCAGCCUGAAUCUGAGUUACGCCCUACUGUCCGAGGUGCGUGAGGCAGUAAUGGGAACUCUCUCUGCUGUGCAGUUGGAGGAUCUUCCAGUUGUGGUGAAGUUUGUCUUGCACUCCAUCUCUGCAUCUGAUGCUAAUGAGGUGGUGUGUGACCUGCGGAAAAAGUUGGAACUGGAGCAGUGUGUCUUACCAGCAGUGCUACAGGCCUCUCAGAGCCGAAUGAAAAACAAAACCAUGUCAAGGUCCUCCAGUGUCCCAUCAUGCAGCAGUGGUCAGGAUAGUGUGGCUUUGAUUCUAGACGUCAUAAAGUCAGCGAUCCGCUUUCAGAAGACAAUCUCAGAAGCGUGGCUAAAGGCUAUAGAGAAUGUUGACGAAUCAGAGGAUCAUAAGGUGGUUGAUCUGUUGGUGCUGUUCAUUCUUCACUCCACUAAUGCAAACCACAGUCGUCGUGGGGCGGAGCGAGUGCUCAAGGUCAAAGUUCGCAAGGGCCUGAUUCAGGAAAGUCUCCUGCAGAAGACCUUUAAGGGCCAUGCUCAGGUGAUGCGGGGUUAUUUCCCAUCCAUCCUGGCUCUGGCUCAGGGACUCUUGCGUUCCCCAGACUGCUGUGUGGUGCCUUUUGGGGGUCACAUGUACAAACAGGCCUUCACUGCCUUUGACUCCUACUGUCAGCAGGAGGUUGUGGGCUCUCUGGUCACACACGCAUGCAGUGGUGUGAGUGGUGAAGUGGAUGUGGCUCUGGAGCUGCUAUGUGAGCUUGUGUCUCAGAAACCAGCAGAGAUGAGCCAGUUCACUGUGUUUGUGAAGGGUAUUCUGGAUUACAUGGACAACCUGACCUCACAGCAGAUCAGACGACUCUUCCACCUGCUCAGUCGCCUGGCAUUUGGGCAGGAGCAGCAUGGAGGACACAUCCAGGAUGACAUGCACAUCGUCAUCCGCAAGCAGCUAUCAAGCACUGUGCCCAAGUACAAGCGCAUUGGUAUAAUUGGGGCAGUUAUGAUGGUGGGCAGUAUGGGGGCCUGCAGAAAUAAACAUGAUGGCUCUCAGGGUGGCACGUUACCCAAAGAGACAAACCGACAGGUGAUGGCUCUGUUGGAGCUAGUGCGCUCGUGCAGUGAGAGUUCACCUGAAGCUGCUGCUCUCUGUUAUGAUGAACUGGCCAACCUGCUGCAGACCUGCAAACUGGACCCUCUAGUGCAGGCAUGGAUCGGGAAGAGUGUGUUGGAGGAUUUUCAGGAUGACUUUGUUGUAGACCUUGGACCAGAUAUAUCAGGGGAGUUCAUGUUUCAAAGCUCUGUGCUAUAUAAUUUGGAUGAGGAUGAGAGUGAAGGGGGAAUCGCCAUCAAUCUACUUCCUCUUAUGGCUCAAGACCAGCAGCACAAAACAGACGCAUCGCAACCAGCUGGAGUCAAGAGAGAGAGGCGUGUGUCUCCUCUGUGUCUGUCUCCAUUUUUCCGCCUGCUAAGGCUGUGUGAAGAAGUGCAACACGAGGGCGACCUGGAGGAGAUUGAUGCUCUGCUAGGCUGUCCAUUGAUCUUGACCGAUAUGGAGGUGGUGGAGAAGGUGGACAGUAUGUCUAAAUCUGAGAGGGAGUUUCUCUGUUCUCUGCUCUUUCACACCAUCAACUGGUUCAGAGAGGUGGUGAAUGCGUUUUGCAGGCAGAAUGAUCCUGAGAUGAAAAUGAAGGUUGUAACUCGUAUCCAGAACAUCACUUACCUACAGAGUUUACUGCAGAGGUGCUUAGCAGCUACACCAGGCUACAUUCCUCCUCAAGCUAACUUUGAUGGAGAUAGUGCUGAUGUGAUGAUACCAUCUUCAGUCGUGCAAUCAAAGAAAGGAAAGAAAGAGUCAUCUGGGAAGAAGAGGAAGGCCUCAGCGAGUAAAAACUCCUCUGGUGACAAGUCACAGCUAGAGGGAGCUACAGAUGCAGAGGAGUCCCAACCGGAUCCUCCAGAGAAAGAGAAUGAGAAGGAAAAGGAAAAGGAUGGAAAAUCAGGGGUCAGUCUGUUUUCUUACUGGCCGUUCUUCAGAGAAUUGGAUGUUGAAGCUCUGAGUGUGCUGCAGUGUGGACUUCUGUCACGGACACUACUGGACACUGAGCUGCACAGUAAGUUGAGGGAGGAAGUGCAGUUGGGCCCUGCUGAGUUGCUUUUCUUGCUGGAGGACAUGUGGCGUAAACUGGACUUCAGUUUAACAUCCGCUCCAGCCAAAAAGGCUCCAUUUCUCAAAAGUAAGACAGACAGAGCGGUGGGCUUUGCUCAUUUGCAACAGAAGAAUUCCAAAGAAAUCGCUACCUGCUGCAGUGAUCUGCUGCCCACACUCUGCACGCAUCUGGAGAACUGCCACAAUCAUUUCCAGACACUUCUGACUGAGAAUCAGGGUGUGGUUGACGCUCCUAAUGUGGAUGUGAAGGAAAAUCAGCUCAUGUGUUCAGCCUAUCAGCUCCUACUGCAAGUGCUUCAUACCACGUUUAGCUGGGCUGGUUUUUCCAUUCCGGAGAAUCGUGCUUUGCUGAAAAGCUCUCUGGGAAUCCUGGCCGGACGGCUGAAGGAAGAAGAGACAGAACUGACCCUGGAUCAGCUCAGCAGGCAUGCUUUUGAGUACCUGCAGAACUUCAGAAGCACCGUGCCCAGUCUGAACACAGCCCUGUGCUUGACGCAGCUGCUCAUUGUGUUGUCUCAGUAUGGAGGAUCAAAUCACAGGACCUACAGAGAACAAAUCACAUCCCUGACAAAGCAUUUCCUCUGUCAGGAAUGGGUUACAGCGAGUGGAGAAAAAGAGAGAGGAAACAAAUACAACGAGACUCUUCAAACUCUCCUCAGUGUUUAUCUGGAGCACACAGAUGAUGUUCUGAAGGCGGUGGAGGAAAUAGCUGGUGAAGGGGUUCCGGAGCUGCUGAACGCGGCUAAAGAUGCCAAUUCUCGCAGCUGGCCGACACUCAACAGGCAGACAUUCCUGGUGUACUACAAAUGCAUGAUGUCAGAGCUAGAGAGAGCGGUGCGCAAGAUUCCUGCCAGCAAACAGAUGGAUAAUCAAGAGAUGCAGAGUGAGAAGCUCUUAACCUGGAAUCUGGCUGUACGUGAUUUUCACAUCCUCAUAAACCUGGUCAAGAUGUUUGACAGCAGACCUGUACUCACUGUGUGUUUAAAGUACGGUCGUCUUUUUCUGGAGUCCUUUCUCAAGCUUGGAAUGCCUCUGCUUGACUACAGCUUUAAAAAACACAAGGAGGACGUCCAGGGUCUACUAAAGACCUUCCAGCUCAGCACUAGACAACUCCAUCACAUGUGUGGCCACUCAAAGAUUAGGCAAGACACAGGGCUGACCAAUCACGUGCCAGCAUUGAAGAAAAGUCUGGAGCAGUUUGUGUACCGUGUGAAAGCCAUGCUCACUCUCAAUCACUGCCAGGAGGCUUUCUGGCUGGGGAACCUGAAGAACAGAGAUUUAAAGGGUGAAGAGAUUCUCUCUCAGAGGUCACAGGCAGCUGAUGAAGAGGAGGAAGAGUCCUCUCAGGUACAGAGCGAAGCAGAGGAGAGUGACUCUGAUGAGAGAAAUGAUGGACAGGAAGAAAUGGAGGAAUCAGAUGAAUCAGACUGAAGUACACUAAUGUUGAUUUAUUGUUGCAUCCAAUAUAUAUUUUUUCCUUUCUAAUGUUAAAUGGACAAAAAGGCUGAUGUGUAUUGUUCAGUUAACUAUAAUCAAGUGGUUUUCUUGAGAAACUAUUUGUGUUUUCAUAUUUUAGGAUAUUUGUUUGUUGCCGUUUGCUGACAUAUUUUAAUAAAAAUGUAAAUGUUAAUAAUAAA